Messenger RNA from Chelonus insularis, 536 nucleotides. RefSeq names its product U-scoloptoxin(05)-Sm1a-like. NCBI's taxonomy places the organism in Eukaryota, Metazoa, Arthropoda, Insecta, Hymenoptera, Braconidae. Gene Ontology annotation, biological process: positive regulation of voltage-gated potassium channel activity; sleep; regulation of synaptic transmission, cholinergic. The coding region runs from base 113 to 487 and encodes 124 amino acids. The transcript has 3 exons. The record is from RefSeq and is a predicted model, not a curated record.
UAGAGGUAUCGUUACCAUUGAGUGUAUAGUGCUAAACUUAUUUUAGUCAUCGACGAAACUUCGAAGUGGAAAUAAUUAAUUUGUGUUGAAAAAAAAUUUAUAUUUUUAAAAAAUGAAGUUCGCUCUAUUUUUAGGAGUCGUUGCUAUUCUUGCUAUCUCAGGAGAUGCAUUAAAAUGCUACCAAUGUACUAACUGUGCUGAUCCUUUCACUAAAAAUGAAACUUUAUUGAAAGACUGCGGUGUAGAUACUCACUGUGCAAAGGGAGUUAUUACAUUCCAAAACAAUACCCAAAGGUACGGACGUGCAUGCGUCAGUGCCACCUCGAUGGAAAACCCUAUCAAACCAAACCAAUUGAACUUUUCACUCUAUGAUUCUGCUAGCUUAUACUUUUGCAAUACUGAUGGAUGUAAUGGAAGUGGAUCCAUCUCUGCAGUUAUAUCCAUUAUUUUUACAACUUUAGUAGCAUCACUCUUUGCUAGUUUUUGAAAAUAAAAGUAUUUGAGAUCUAAAUAAAUUAUUAGCUGAGGUUACAAUA